Parathielavia appendiculata is the source of this 1581-nucleotide messenger RNA. RefSeq names its product general substrate transporter. Gene Ontology annotation, biological process: carbohydrate transport; transmembrane transport. The transcript has 4 exons. Gene Ontology annotation, molecular function: carbohydrate:proton symporter activity. Gene Ontology annotation, cellular component: membrane. The record is from RefSeq and is a predicted model, not a curated record. Lineage: Eukaryota; Fungi; Ascomycota; Sordariomycetes; Sordariales; Chaetomiaceae. Bases 1 to 1581 code for a protein of 526 amino acids.
AUGGCGUCCGACGAUAAGGCUGGCGAUGUGCUUCACCAAGAAGACACUCGCACUGAGGCGCCGGUUCCUGGUUCUGGACUCGCCGAGGACCAGAUGAGCGCGUGGCAAUGCAUCCGGCGCAACCCCAAGAUCGUUCUCUGCUCGCUCUAUGCCAACAUCGGCGCUGUCAUGGUCGGCUACGACAAUCUGGCUCUGGCUGUCUGCCUUGCCAUGCCGGCCUUCCAACACACAUUUGCCAGCGAGGUCAACGGGAAGCUCAUCAUCCCAGCGCAUUGGCAGUCAGCUUGGAACGCCAUGUACAACGUCAUGACCCUCGUGGGCUCGCUCGCGGCCGCCGAGUUUGUCGACUGGUUCGGCUGCCGCCUGGGAUUCCUGCUCACAGCCAUCGUGGCGGCUGGGGGGGUCGCCCUCAACUUCGUGUCGCAGAAUCCGUCCCAAUUCCUGGGCGGCAAGAUGAUCACCGGGGUGGCCGUCGGCAUUGCCAUGACAGUCGGCCAGAAAUACGUGUCUGAGAUCGCGCCGAUGCCGAUGCGUGGCAUCGCGCUGAGUUUCAAUACCAUUUGCAUGAACAUCGGUUUUCUCAUCGCAAUCUCUGCCACCUUCAGCCGAGUCAGCAUCAUGGACGAGUCCGCAUUCAGACACCUCUUUGCAGCAGCCUGGGCCUUCCCCGGCGCCCUCCUGGUCUUCCUCCCCUUCAUCCCCGAAUCGCCCUACUGGCACGCCCAAAAGAACCAGCCCGCCAAAGCCAAGCGAGCGCUUGAACGUCUCUCGCCGAAGAAUGCGCCCGUCCAGGCGCGCGUCGACCAGAUGCUUGUCGCCAUCGAUGCUGAGCGUGCCCUCAUGGCCGCCUCGGGCGCCACCGCCGCGUCGCUGCUCGACUGCUUCCGCGGCGCCAACUGGCGGCGCACGCGCAUCGUGCUGCUCUGCAGCUCCAUGAACGUUGUGGUUGGCGGCGCGCUGUCGGCGAACGCGCCGUACUUCCUGAACCAGACGGGCCUAGCGUCGCAUACCGUGACCAUGUUGAUCGAGAUUGGCAUCAGUCUGGGCGUGCUGAGCGCGCUAGUCAACGUGGUGCUCAUGGCGCGGUUCAAUCGGCGGCCGCUGCUGCUCGGCGGGAUCGGGCUGUGCGCGGCCAUGUUCCUGAUCAUGGGCGUUGCGGGGUGCUUUGCGAGGACGCCGAGUAACCUGCUGGUGAUCGGCAUUGUCCUGCAAAUCACGCCGCUGUCCUACGGCCCGUCGGUGGGUGCGGCCAUGGCGGUGGCCGGCGAGGUGUCGGCAAUGAGCCUGCGGUCGAAGACGCUGGGCGUGGGCAUUGCGUCCAACUACUUAUUCAGCACCAUCUGGCUGGUCGUGCUGCCGUACCUGUUCAACGAGGACCAGGCCAACCUCGGCGGCAAGAUCGGGUUCGUAUUCUUUGGGCAGGCGCUGAUCUGGAUGGUGGCCGUGUGGUUCGACGUCCCAAAUACCAACGGGCGGAGCUACGAGGACUUGGACCUCAUGUUUGAGUCCCGCGUGGGCACGCGCAAGUUCAGGACGUGGCAGCCGGACGGUGCUGUCGCUGCGAAGGUGGUGGAUCCGUGA